Alosa sapidissima (American shad) is the source of this 16728-nucleotide messenger RNA. Its product is annotated as protocadherin Fat 4. The coding region runs from base 524 to 15472 and encodes 4982 amino acids. Gene Ontology annotation, molecular function: cadherin binding; calcium ion binding. The record is from RefSeq and is a predicted model, not a curated record. Gene Ontology annotation, cellular component: plasma membrane; catenin complex. Lineage: Eukaryota; Metazoa; Chordata; Actinopteri; Clupeiformes; Clupeidae. The transcript has 17 exons. Gene Ontology annotation, biological process: homophilic cell-cell adhesion.
UGGUACAACGGGUAUUGCUUUAACAAGUGCUUGUUCCUGCUUCGUCGCAACAGUUUUCACUGUUUCCAUCAAGUUUGCAGUGAAGAUUCUGGAGAAAUAAACUUUUAAACUAGUCAUUGUUUUAUCCGAAGUGAAGUUUAUUCUACGCUCACAAUAGGAACACCUAAGAAGUGAGUCAUGAAGUGCUUGGCCAGUGUGAUGCCUUUUGCGGGACUUUGGAAAUAUUGAAACCUUCACUGACAAGAUCAGGACUUCUCUCCGGACAAAUCCAUCUAUCGCACCCUGAGGAUUUCAACUGGAGCUGUUCCAUUGCACGAACUGGAGAAAAGAGGUCAAGGAAUACUAUUCUGAAUGAUCAUAAGAAAGCGAGGUACAAACCCUGUCAACAGCCGUGCAACUUCGGCACUUUUCAAGUGACCCGUGCCAUAAGGAAUACAAUGUUUUAGUGCUUGGGGAACUAAUGAAACUUUGAUGCAUUAUAUGCAAGGACUUUGUCCAAGAAAGGUGGACUGGGAUUUUGACCAUGGCGCUUUCAGGUAGGGGAGUGAACCGAUUUCAUGUAGUUUUGUUAAUCCUGUGGACUUUAUCGCAAUACUCCUCAUCCAGUCAAGUUCGCCAGGAGUUUCAGGUACUGGAAGAGCAGCCUAUUGGUACCUAUGUGGGGACGAUAGAAACAAAACCAAGUUUCACGUACCGAUUUAGCGAGAACCACAAACUUUUCGCAAUUAAUGGCACGACUGGCGUUAUAUACACAUCUUCGGUGAUUGACAGAGAAGUUUUGCAAAGUAACAUUAUCAAUGUUGUGGUGCUGUCCAGUCAGCCGACAUACCCCACUGAAGUUCGGAUAGUCGUGCUUGACAUUAACGACAACUCGCCAGUGUUUCCAGACGCGUCAAUUGUGGUGUCAUUCAAAGAGGACGCGAGCAGUGGCCGACAAGUUAUCCUUGAUACAGCCACAGACGCGGACAUCGGGAGCAAUGGAGUUGAUCAUACGACCUACAGAAUAGUGAACGGGAAUGAGCAGAGGAGGUUCCGUUUGGAUAUUACAGUCAACCCGAGCGGCGAGGGCGCAUUUCUCCAUCUGGUUUCAACUGGCGGCUUGGAUAGAGAACUAACUCCUUUUUACCAACUCCUGAUUGAGGUUGAAGACAAAGGCGACCCCAAAAGAUUUGGCUAUUUACAAGUCAAUGUAACCAUCCAAGAUAUCAAUGAUAACCCCCCUAUUUUCGAAAAAGACCAGUAUCAGACCAGUAUUUUUGAAGAUGCAGCCAUAGGCUCAAAUGUGUUGCAAAUAACAGCCACAGACCAGGAUGAGGGAGCCAAUGCAGACAUAAGAUAUUUUUUAGAUGAGGGCACACCUUUUCAGAUUGACCCCAAAGAUGGUACUAUAGUAAUAAAAGAAGGUCUGGAUUAUGAAAGCAAGAAAGAAUACUCUUUAACUGUGCAUGCAAUGGACAAUGGGGUGCCCUCUCUUUCAGGCAGGGCAGAGGCUACUAUAAAACUCCUUGAUGUAAAUGACAAUGACCCAGUAGUGAAGUUUAGAUACUUCCCCACCACUUCCAAGUUUGCCUCUGUGGAUGAGAAUGCACAGAUAGGCACAGUGGUGGCCUUGUUAACUGUUUCUGAUUCAGACUCCCCCACAGCCAACGGCAACAUAUCCGUCUCAAUCUUGGGCGGAAAUGAACAGAGGCACUUCGAGGUGCACACAUCUCCUGUUCCUAAUUUGAGCUUAAUUAAGGUGGGCAGUGUAUUAGACAGGGAGCGUAUCUCCUCCUAUAACCUGACGGUCUCUGUGUCAGACAAUGGCAAGCCCAUGGCCAGGUCGUCCAUAGCCAGCCUGGUUAUUUUUGUGAAUGAUAUCAAUGACCACCCGCCCAUUUUCCAGGAAGCCCAGUACAGAGUGGAUAUCAGCGAAGACAUUCCGAAAGGCAGCUACAUUAAAGGAGUCUCUGCAACAGAUGGCGACUCCGGGCAGAAUGCCAACCUGCGCUACUCCUUGGUGUCUGGAAACGCUUUGGGCUGGUUCGCCAUCAGUGAAAACAGCGGUCUGGUUACCAGCGCCUCGCUGCUGGAUCGCGAAGUGGCGUCGGCCAUCGUGCUCAACAUCAGCGCCAAAGACCAGGGCCUGCAGCCCAAGAUCUCCUACACCACGCUGGUGGUGAACAUCACCGACGUCAACGACCAGAUCCCCACGUUCACGCAGAGCACGUACCGCGUGACCCUGGUGGAGCACUCCCCAGCCGGCAGCGAGCUGCUCGUCCUGUCGGCCACAGAUGGCGAUCUCGGGGCCAACGGCACCGUUCGCUUCUCAUUUGACCCCGAAACCCCAUCCAGCCUGCAGGAUAUGUUCCGCUUGGACUCAGUGUCUGGCAGGCUCAGCACUGCCUUGGAGCUGGACAGAGAGGAGCAGGAGUCGUAUUUGUUGCACAUUAAAGCCACAGACUCGGGCAGCCCUCCGCUCCACUCCGUGGGGAGAGUAAACAUCACCCUCAGAGACAUAAACGACAACCGUCCUGUUUUCUAUCCAGUGCAGUAUUUUGCCAAUGUCAAGGAGAACGAGCCGGCCGGCACGUACGUCACCAGCGUAUCUGCCACCGAUCCCGACCUCGGCGUGCACGGCACAGUCAAAUAUCAAAUUACUGCUGGGGACACUUUUAAGUUUCACAUUAACAGCGAAACAGGCAAAAUAACCACUCUAGUCUCCCUGGACAGGGAGGAGAAAACGGCCUAUCAGUUACAGGUUACAGCCACUGAUGGAGGGGGCCUGCGCGCAGACACUCAGGCUAUUGUCACUGUCAAUGUGAUAGACACACAGGACAACCCACCCACAUUCACACAACGAGUCUACAGCUUUGUCAUGUUUGAAAAUGUAGCUGUAAAGGCUGUCAUAGGCACCGUCUCUGCAUCCACUGUGGAUCUGAACACAAACAUCACAUACUUAAUCGCCUCAGGCGAUCAGAGGGGUUUGUUCUCUGUUAACAGUGCGACAGGAGAGAUCCUGGCUGCGGGCCUUAUUGACAGGGAGGAGCAGGCUUUCUACCAGCUUAAAGUGAUAGCCCGGGGAGGGGAUGUGACAGGCGACGCGCUUGUUAACAUCACAGUGAAGGACCUGAAUGACAAUGCGCCCCAUUUCAUCCACGCGGUGGAGCAUGUCAGUGCUGUGGAGAACUGGAGCACCGGUCACCAGAUCUUCCAGGCCAAGGCCUCUGACCCGGAUGAGGGCAGCAAUGGCGCCGUGGUGUAUAGCCUGAAACAGAACCCCAAGGGCCUGUUCCACAUCCACGAGAAACACGGCCUCAUUACGCUCACCGGGCCCCUGGAGGUCACCACCAGCUCCUAUCAGGUGGAGGUGCUGGCCUCGGAUAUGGGGGUCCCCCAGCGCACCUCCAGCCUCAUUCUGACCGUCAGCGUGUACGAUGUCAACGACAACGCCCCGGUGUUUGACCAGCUCUCUUACGAGGUCAUCAUCCUGGAGUCGGAGCCCGUGAACAGCCGCUUUUUCAAAGUGGAGGCCACGGACAAAGACUCGGGCCUCAAUGGGGAAAUCAUGUAUGACAUCGUGGGCGGCAACACAGGGGAUGUUUUUGGCGUCUUCCCAGAUGGGCAACUGUACAUCAAGACUGAGCUGGACAGGGAGGUCCAGGACAGAUACAGCCUGCUGGUGGUGGCCAGAGACAGGGCCGUGGAGCCUCUCACGGCCAGCGUGAACUUAACGGUCAUCCUGGACGACGUGAACGACAACCGGCCGCUCUUCAACAGCACCAACUACGUGUUCCACUUCGAGGAGGAGCAGGCGAGAGGCUCGCUGGUCGGCCGCGUCUUCGCCGAGGACAAGGACUUCGGCCCGAACAGCGAAGUGCGGUACGCCUUCGAGGCGCCGCAGCCCAACUUCGAGCUGAAUGCCAUCACAGGUGAGCUGACCAGCACGCUGCAGCUGGACCGCGAGUCCCUCAUGAGACAGCGCGGCGCCGCCGUGUUCAGCUUCUCGGUCGUCUCCUCUGACCAGGGCCUGCCCAAGCCCCUCAGAGACCAGGCCAAGGUCCAGGUCUACAUCCAGGACAUCAACGACAACCCGCCCAAGUUCACUAAAGACAUAUACCAGGCCUCCAUCUCCGAGCUGGCCCAGAAUCUCACACAGCUGCUGCGUGUGUCUGCCUCUGAUGUGGAUGAGAACAAAAACGGGCUCGUCCGCUACCGUAUCAAAGAGGGCAACGAGGAGGCCCAGUUCACCAUCGACAGCAGCUCAGGCCAGGUCACUCUCAUGGGCAAGCUGGACUAUGAGGCCACGUCGUCCUACUCACUGAAAAUCAUUGCUGUGGACUCUGGAGAUGUGCCUCUCUCCUCCUCCUGCAUGCUUAGCAUCAGUGUGCUGGAUGAGAAUGACAACACGCCCGCUUUCCCUAAGUCCACCGUGGCGGUGGACGUGCUGGAGAACAUGAGGAUUGGCGAGCUCGUGGCCUCGGUGACCGCCACAGACUCCGACUCGGGUCCGAACGCUGACAUCACUUACAGCAUCACGGCCACAAACAACCACGGCACUUUCAGCAUCAGUCCCAACACAGGAAGCAUCUUUCUGGUCAAAAGACUGGACUACGAGACGCAGUCUGUUUACAAGCUGAACAUCACAGCUAAGGACAACGGGAUGCCCCCCAAGUCCUCCACUAUACCUGUGGUGAUUCAGGUGCGGGACUUUAAUGACAACCCCCCCAUAUUCAACACAGGUGAUAUUUUUAAGUCCAUCUCCGAAAACAUCCCAUUGUCCUCAUCUGUUAUGACUAUCAUCGCACACGACACGGACGCUGAUAUCAACGGUCAGCUGGAGUACUCCAUUGUUCAGCAGACUCCGAGAGGAAGCCACUUCCGUAUCGACCCCAGCUCCGGGGUGAUCUACACAAACAACGAGAUCGACAGAGAAUUUUCCAACCUCUUCGAGUUGACAGUCAAAGCGACCGACCAGGCAUUUCCUGUUGACUUCCGCCGCUACGCUUUGAAGAAUGUGACCAUAUGGGUGACGGACUUGAAUGACAACGUCCCCACAUUCCUCUCCCAGAAUGCACUUGUGGCUGAGUCCAACAUCGUCAUCGGCUCCAUCCUCACCACGGUAGUGGCCUUUGACCCUGACGACGGGCCUAACGGCGAGGUGGAGUUCGAGCUGGUCAAGGGAGACUCGGACACGUUCAUCAUGGACCGCUACAGCGGAGACAUCCGCCUGGCCUCUCAGCUCAUGCCCUCCAAGCUCAUCUACAGCCUGACUGUCUCCGCCACCGACCACGGCACCGAGCGCAAGACCUCGCGCACCGAGCUGACCAUCAUCCUGCCCGGCGUCGACGGGCCCGUCUUCUCCCAGCCCAAGUACAUCACCAUCCUCAAGGAGGGCCAGCCGCCGGGCACCAACGUCAUCUCGCUGGACGCCUCCAGUCCCCGGGGCUCGACCACCAAGGUGGAGUACUUCAUCGUGUCCGUGCGCAGCGGCGGCAAGGCCGUCGGAAGGCUCUUCACCAUCGGACGCCGUACGGGGGUCAUCCAGACCGCCCGCGAGCUGGACAGGGAGCAGGGCGCCGACCUAUACCUGGUGGAUGUGUACGCCAUCGAGACAGACGCCAGUCAGCCCCGCACACAGAGAGCUGAGGUGGAAAUAACGCUGCAGGAUGUCAAUGACAACCCACCUGUUUUUCCGACCGAUAUUCUUGAUGUGACCAUCGAGGAGAACAUUGGUGAUGGAUUCAAGAUAAUGCAGCUAACAGCAACGGAUGCUGACGAGGGACCCAAUGCCCUGGUCACCUACACCAUCAUCAGUGGAGCGGACGACAGCUUCCGUAUCGAUCCUGAAUCCGGCGAUCUGAUUGCCACAAAGAAGCUCGACCGAGAGCGCCGCUCCAAGUACUCGCUUCUGGUGCGUGCUGACGAUGGGAAGCAGUCCUCUGACAUGAGGGUGAACAUCACGGUCAGCGACGUCAACGACCACACCCCUAAGUUCUCCAGAGCCACAUACUCUUUUGACAUCCCUGAAGACACUGCGCCAGGAUCCAUUGUGGCGGCCAUUUUGGCUAGCGAUUCCGACUCUGGGGUGAACGGGGAAAUCACCUACUGUCUGGAGGAAGACGACGAAGACAACACCUUCCUGCUCAACCCAGUGACGGGCGUGUUCAACGUGACGCGGCCUCUGGACUAUGAAUCUCAGCAGUACUACAUCCUCACUGCAAAAGCAGUGGAUGGGGGUGGACAGGCCAGCACUGUCCGGGUCUACUUUAAUGUCCUGGACGUUAAUGACAACCCUCCCAUCUUUAACACCACCGUCUACAGUACCUCAGUGACUGAGAGCCUGCCGCCAGGAUCCAAUGUGCUAACAGUAGGGGCCAGCGAUGCUGAUGAUGGCCUCAAUGCCCAGAUGUUCUACACUAUUGCAUCAGGUGAUUCCCAGGCUCAAUUCUACAUCUCCAAGAACGGCGCCCUGCAGACCAAGAAGGCGCUGGACAGGGAGGCCCAGUCGUUCUACAACCUGGUGAUCACCGUGAACGACAUGGCGGAGCCUCCGAUGGCCCGCUUCACGAGCACCGCCCAGGUGUCCAUCAUCCUGCUGGACGUCAACGACUGCCCACCAAGCUUCACGUCGCAGAAGAUGACCUACAUCCAGGAGAACACGCCCAUGGACACGGUGGUGUUCACCGCCCACGCCACUGAUGCGGACAGUGGGCCCAACAGCUACGUGGAGUACUCCCUGCGCGGGCCCUUUGGGAAUAAGUUCAGUAUUGGGACCAUCGACGGAGAUGUAAAGCUGGUCGGGGAGCUUGACCGUGAGGAGCUGGCCAACUACUCCCUGACGGUGGUGGCCACGGACAAAGGCGAGCCGCCACUAACGUCCACCAUGGAUGUGACCAUGAUUGUGCUGGACGUCAAUGACAACACGCCCAGCUUCUCGCAGAACAUCUAUGACAUCGAGAUUGAGGAGAACACGCUGACGGGAACUGACGUGCUCCAGGUGUUCGCCAGUGACGCCGACGAGGGCACCAAUGGGCAGAUCCGCUUUUCCAUCGUCGGCGGCAACACCAACACGGACUUCCGCAUCGACUCGGUCACCGGGAUCAUCUCGGUGGCCAAGCAGCUGGACCGGGAGGUGAGGUCAUCCUACUCGCUGGUUGUCCAGGCAGCGGACCGCGGAAGCAGCCCGAGGGUGGACCGCACCACCGUCAACAUCGUCCUGACAGAUGUCAACGACUGUCUGCCGACGUUUGAGCUGUCACCAUACACAGUAAACGUCCAGGAGAACCUGUCGAAACUGCCCAAAAACAUCCUACAGGUUGUGGCCAGGGAUGAUGACCAGGGUUCAAACGGUCAGAUCAGCUACACGCUCAGCGGUGGAAACGAAGAGGGAGCUUUCAGUCUCUCAUCCAGUGGCCAGCUCAGCGUCAUUCACACGCUGGACAGGGAGGCUCGGGAGAAAUACACCUUGAUAGUCACGGCCAUCGACUCAGGAUCUCCAGCCUUGAGUGGCACGGGCACCGUCACAGUGCUAGUGGACGAUGUCAACGACAAUGUUCCGGCCUUCACAUCCGCCACCUUCUUCACCACCAUCCCUGAGGACGCCCCUACGGGCUCGGACGUGCUGCUGGUCAACAGCUCCGAUGCAGACGUGGGCCUCAACGGAGUGAUCAGUUACAGUCUGACUGGUGGCAGCGGCCAGUUCUCCAUCAACCCGGCCACCGGCCAGAUCAUCACCAGCUCCCUGCUGGACCGGGAGGCGAGGGCCAGCUACCAGCUGCUGGUGGUGGCCUCAGAUGGCGGCCAGCCCAAGGGCCUGUCCAGCUCUGCCACCGUCUCUGUGGUGGUGGCGGACAUCAAUGACAACCCCCCGCGCUUCCAUCACCACCCCUACGUCACGCACAUCCCAGCGUCCACCUCAGCAGGCUCCCUGGUGUUUGCUGUUACUGUCACAGAUGAAGAUGCAGGAUCGAAUGCCCAGCUCCACUACUCCCUCUCUGGCCGCAACUCUGAGAAGUUCAAGAUCGACCCCCUGAGGGGCGCCAUCACGGCUAACGAGAAGCUGAUAGGCAGCUCCGAGGUCACCUUCACCGUCAGAGUGAAAGACGGCGGCAGGGACCCCAAGACUGACACCACCACUGUGACCGUCCGCUUCGUCACCGGAGGCGACUUCCCCGUCAUCCGGCUGAAAGAGAAGAGCUUCACGUUCCCCGAGAGCCAGCCGGUCAACACUGUUGUCACCACCGUCUCCGGGGCAUCCACCAGGGGUGGGCCCUUGUCCUAUUACAUCGCCAGCGGCAACCUGGACAGCGCCUUCCAUGUCGAUCAGUUGUCAGGGGAGCUGUCAAUCAAAAACUCACUGGACUAUGAGAACAUACAGACGUAUGUGCUGUGGAUUGAAGCCAGAGACCAGGGCUUUCCUCCCUACUCGGCUUAUGAGAGAGUGGAAGUAAAUGUGCUGGAUGUCAAUGACAAUCACCCCGUUUUCGAGAGAGAGCCUUUCCAUGCAGAGAUACUGGAGAACCUCUCCCCACAGCACGUGCUCACUGUGUCCGCUGUGGAUUUGGACAAUGGGCCCAACGGUCAUCAGGAGUACGCCAUCAUCGACGGCAACAAGGAUAACAGCUUCAGCAUCAACCGGGUGACGGGGGCCAUUCGCACCACCAAACCCCUGGACAGAGAGAAGGCGGCUCAAUACGCUCUGAGGGUCAAAGCCACUGACCGAGGCAGUCCUCCAAAAAGCACAGCUGUUAAAGUCCUGAUUAAUGUUCUGGAUGUGAAUGACAAUGCACCACGGUUCUCCAAGAUCUUCAGCGCCUCAGUGCCAGAGAACGCGCCUGUAGGGUACACCGUCACCCGUGUGACGACCACUGAUGAGGAUGCUGGCGCCAACGCCAUCAGCAAGUACUCCAUCACCGACACAAGCCUCCCAUUUGCCAUCAAUCCAAGCACAGGGGACAUAACCAUCAGCAGACCCCUGAACAGGGAAGACACAGACCACUACAUUGCCAAAGUCUCUGCCCACGACUCUGGCUGGACUGUGAGCACAGACGUGACGAUAUUCGUCACCGAUAUAAAUGACAACGCACCACGCUUCAGCCGGCCCUCCUACUACCUGGAUUACCCUGAGAUGACCGAGGUGGGCUCUGUGGUAACGCAGGUGUCAGCCACAGACCCUGAUGAGGGUUUCAACGGGAAGAUCUUCUACUUCAUCAGGUCUCAGUCCGAGUACUUCCGGAUCAACUCCAGCUCUGGGGAAAUCUCUAUCAAGCAGCAGCUCAUGUAUCAGAACUCCACUGGGCACGGCAAUCUCAACAUCAAUCGCCAUAGCUUCAUCGUCACAGCCUCAGACAGAGGGGUCCCUCCUAUGAUGAGUGAAACCACAGUAAUAGUAAAUAUAGUUGAUAGCAAUGACAACCCCCCUGUAUUUGAAUCCUCCUCUUACUUCACCCCUGUAACCAAGAGCGUCAAGGUUGGCACUAAACUCAUUAAAAUCACUGCCUUUGAUAAGAAAGACUUUGGUCUGAAUUCAGAAAUCGAGUAUGCCAUAUCUGGUGGAAACAGCUCCAGCAAGUUCAAGUUGGACAAGCAGACUGGUUGGGUUAGUGUGGCCUCCUCUUUGACCGCAGACACAAAUAAGGUUUACCUCAUCGAGGCCACUGCCAGAGACAAAGGGAACCCACCUCUCUUGGCCCACACCACAAUCCGAGUGGCCGUGACUGAGGAGAACCACCACACCCCGGAGUUCUCCCAGAGCCAAGUCUCAGCCACGGUUCCAGAGAGCCUAAAUGUCGGCACGGCUAUCCGCACGCUGUCUGCCCGGGACAAAGAUAAGGACAAGCAGAUGAACGGCCUCAUCACAUACAGCAUCACCACGGGCAAUGAAGAUGGCCUGUUUGUCAUCAACAGCAAAACAGGGGUGUUGUCCUUAGCGCAACCACUAGACUAUGAAACCAAGCAGAAGCAUGAGCUAAGGGUGACCGCAACCGAUGGGGGCUGGAUCGCUAAAACCAGCUAUGUCUCGUUGACUGUACAUGUGUCUGACGUUAACGACAACCCACCUGUCUUCAAUCCAGAUGAGUAUUUCCCAAUCAUACAAGAGAAUGUCCCCAGUGGCACCACUGUGGUCAAAAUGAACGCCACGGACAAAGACUCCGGGCCAAAUGCCUUGAUAGCUUACGUAAUCCAGUCAUCUGACAGUGACCUUUUCAUAAUUGAUCCAAAUACUGGAGUCAUUACAACCCAGGGCUUUCUAGACUAUGAGGCCAAGCAAGUGUAUCACCUUACCGUUAAGGCUUUCAACGUGCCUGAUGAAGAAAGAUGCAGCUUUGCCAAUGUUAACAUUCAGCUGAAGGGCGCCAACGAAUAUGUACCCCGUUUUGUCUCCAAGCAGUACUACUUUGAGGUCUCUGAGGCUGCACCAAAAGGCACAGUGAUUGGCGAGGUGUUUGCAAGCGAUCGUGACCUUGGAGAGGAUGGCAUCGUCUAUUAUUUGAUUUUUGGAAAGAGCAGAAGGAAAGGAUUUAGCAUCAAUAGAAAGACGGGGCAGAUUUACGUCACGGGGGCCCUGGACCGUGAAAAGGAGGAAAAGAUCUCGCUACGAGUUUUGGCGAAAAACGCUGGCAGCAUCAGAGGUGCAGACAUUGAUGAAGUGUUUGUCAACAUCACCAUCCUAGACGCGAAUGAUCCUCCAGUCUUCACCCAGGUGCUGUAUGACGUCCAGGUGAGCGAGGGUCUCGCCCCUGGAGGCCUUGUCACGUUUGUCAGUGCAGAAGACUCGGACUCGGUGCCAAGCUGGAGCAGGUUCUCCUACUCCAUUGCUCCUGAUCAGGGCAAAAAGGCCUUCAGCAUCAACCCCCAGACGGGUCAAGUGUCUGUGGAUGCUGAGCUCGACCGGGAAACCACUCCUGUGUACAACCUCACCCUCCUGGCCGUGGAUACAGGGUCCCCAUCAGCCACGGGGAGUGCGACCUUGAUCGUGACCUUGGAGGACAUCAACGACAACGGGCCCACACUGGUGACGGUCAGCGGCGAGGUGAUGGAGAACCAGCGGGCUGGCACGCGGGUCAUGACCCUGGAAGCCACCGAUCCGGACCUGGCACCCAAUCAAGGCCCGUUCUCGUACAGCCUGCUCAACAUAGGCUCCGCCAACAACUACUUCUCCCUCAGCUCAAAGGGUGAACUCACCACAAGCCGCGAGAUUGACCGGGAGCAAAUCAGCGACUUCUAUCUGUCUGUGGUCAUAAAGGACUCCGGCAUCCCGCAGAUGUCCUCGACCGGCACUGUCCACGUCCAAGUCAACGACCAGAAUGACAAUCCCUCCGAGCCUCGUUCCGUGGAGAUCUACGUCCACUAUUUCGGGAACAUGUUUCCAGGAGGCUCUCUGGGCGUCGUCAAGCCCCAAGAUCCAGAUGUGCAGGACACCUUCCAGUGUUCCCUCAUUCCCCCAGCGGCCAGUUUGUUCAGCAUACCUACGCGCACCUGUGACCUCAAUUCCAACGCGCGCUCGACGGACGGCACUUUCGAUCUGACGGUGCGCAGCAGUGAUGGCGUUCACGGCGCCGUGAAUAGCAACGCGCGCAUCUUCUUCAUGGGAUUCAGCAACGCCACAGUCGAUAACAGUAUUCUCAUUAGGCUCAAAAGUCACGCGGUCAAAGACUUCCUGACAAACCACUACCUGAGCUUUGUUCGUAUCGCAAACUCCCAGUUGGCAGGACUAGGCACUGGUGUCCAGCUCUAUGGUGCCUUUGAGCUCAACAAUCAGACUUUCCUUAUGGCUGCGGUGAAGAGGAGCCAUGGUCAGUACGUCAACCCCAGUGGCGUGGCCACGUUCUUCCAGAGCAUCCGAGACGUGCUUCAGCGACAGAGCGGCCUGCACAUCGACUCAGUGGACCACGACCCGUGCACGCACAACCCGUGCCAGAACGGAGGCAGCUGCAAGCGCCGCCUCAGCGUAGGGCCCGACAUGAAGACCGAGGAGAGCGUCCCGGUCAUCCUGGUGUCCAACCAGCCUCUCCAGCCCUACGCCUGCAACUGCCGACCAGGGUACGCCGGUGCUCUGUGCGAGACGGACAUUGACGAGUGCCAGCCGUCUCCCUGCCACAACGGAGGGACCUGCCACAACCUGGUGGGUGGGUUCUCCUGCUCCUGUCCGGAGGGUUUUACCGGCAUGGCCUGCGAGAGAGACGUGAACGAGUGUCUUUCCAACCCCUGCAAGAACGGAGCGCUCUGCCAGAACUACCCCGGUGGUUUCAACUGCCUCUGCAAAUCCGGAUUUUCAGGCAAAACCUGUGAUUCCAUCAUCAAUUACUGUGAGUGUAACCCAUGUUUUAAUGGUGGCUCCUGCCAGAACCGAGUGGAUGGCUAUUACUGCCAUUGUCCAUUUGGCGUGUUUGGAAAGCACUGUGAACUGAACAGCUAUGGCUUCGAGGAGCUGUCUUAUAUGGAGUUUCCAAGUCUGGACCCCAACAACAAUUACAUAUACAUUAAGUUCGCCACUCUCAUGAGCAACGCCCUGCUGAUGUACAACCACGACAACCAGACCGGAGACAAGGCCGAGUUCCUCGCCCUGGAGAUUGUGGACGGUCAGAUGCGCUUCUCUUUUAACCUCGGCAGCGGGACUUAUAAACUGAUGACCACGAUCAAGGUUUCCGACGGACAGUUCCAUACAGUCAUUGCCAGACGGACAGGGAUGGCUGCGUCCCUUACUGUGGACAUGUGUGGAGAGGACCAGGACCCAGGCUACUGUGCGGUCAGCAACGUGGCAGUGCACACCGACUGGAUCCUGGACGUGCAGCCCAACAGGCUCUCGGUGGGGGGCGUCAGGUCAAUAGAGCCCGUCCUUCAUCGCAGGGGCCAGGUCGCCACCCACGACUUCGUGGGCUGCAUCAUGGAGUUCGCCGUCAACGGCCGUCCGCUGGAACCCUCGCAGGCGCUGGCAUCCCACGGCAUCCUUGACAGAUGUCCCAGACUAGAGGGCGCCUGCACUGCCAGUCCCUGCCGGCAUGGGGGCACCUGUGUGGACCACUGGUCCUGGCAGCAGUGCCAGUGUAUGGAGGGCUUCACCGGGAGCUUCUGCGAGAAGUACAUCACCGCAGACACUGCCCUGUCUCUGGACGGCACCGGGCGCCUGGACUACUCCAUGAGCCAGAGUCGGAAGCGGGACAUCUUGCUGCGGAGGGCCCUGCAGGCCUCGGGGGCCACGUCUGGGUCGGCGUCUGGACCUGGGUCCGGUGGAGAGAGGCCCAGGGAUAGCAGCGUGGAGGUGAAGUUCCGCACACGCAACAAGAGCGGCACGCUCCUCCACGUCCAGGAGAGCAGCAACUACACCACGGUGAAGCUGAAGAACGGGAAUCUGCAGUACGUCUCGGACGCGGGCGUAGCGGGAAAGGUGGAGCGGACUCUGGCCGACGUGCCGUUAUCAGACGGACAGUGGCACACCCUCGUCCUCCAGAAGAACGGAACCUCCACCUCGCUCCGCCUCGACGGGGCCCACCUCCGAGUCAUUCCACACACCACCCAGGACUUCGGAGGGGUCAACGUCCUGACCAUGUCCGUCGGAGGCGUCCCUCCUGGUCCAGCGCAGCCCAAAUCAAGCCCAGGUUUUGAAGGCUGCUUCGCCUUUGUGAAAUACAACGGUGAGAACCUGCCGUUCAGCGGCGAGCACAGCUCGGUGGCCAUCUCCAAGUCGGACCCGUCGGUGAAGAUCGGCUGCCGCGGGCCCAACCUGUGCGAGAGCAGCCCGUGCUGGGACGGUCUGAUGUGCGUCAACCAGUGGUACACCUACCAGUGCAUGCCGCCGGGCGACUGCGCCUCCAACCCGUGCCAGAACCGGGGCAGCUGCGAGCCGGGCGGCCCGCGCGGCGGCUUCACCUGCGUCUGCGAAGAGCACUACACGGGCCGGACGUGCGAGACGCUGGUUGCGUGCCUGGGCGUGCAGUGCCCGCAGGGCACCGUCUGCAAGGCGACGGCCACCAACGGCGGGUUCACGUGCGCGGCGGGCGCGGCCGCCUCGGAGAUGACGCUGCCCAUCUGGGCGGUGCCGGCCAUCGUGGGCAGCUGCGCCACGGCGCUGGCUCUGGUGGUGCUCAGUCUGAUCCUCUGCAACCACUGCAAGGGCCGACGCAACAAGAGCAAAGUGCCAAAGGAGGAGAAGAAGCCCAAGGAGAAGAAGAAGAAGAAGAAGAAGGGCAGCGAGAACGUGGCCUUCGACGACCCCGACAACAUCCCGCCAUACGGCGACGACAUGACCGUGCGCAAGCAGCCCGAGGGCAACCCCAAGCCGGACAUCAUCGAGCGCGAGAACCCCUACCUGAUCUACGACGAGACGGACAUCCCGCACGGCAACGAGACGGUCCCGAGUGCGCCGUGCGCCCCCUGCCCGGGCCCCGAAGCCGAGAUCGAGCACUACGACAUCGACAACGCCAGCAGCAUCGCGCCGUCCGACGCCGACAUCAUCCAGCACUACAAGCAGUUCCGCAGCCACACGCCCAAGUUCUCCAUCCAGAGGCACAGCCCGCUGGGUUUCGCCCGCCAGUCGCCCCUGCCCCUGGGGGCCAGCAGCUACACCUACCAGCCGGCGUACGCCCAGGGCCUGCGCUCCACGCCGCUGAGCCACUCGGCCUGCCCCACGCCCAACCCGCUGUCCAGGCACAGCCCAGCGCCCUUCGCCUCCAAGCCGUCCACCUUCUACCGCAACAGCCCCGCGCGGGAGCUCAACCUGGCCCGCCGCGAGGGGAGCCCGCUGGACCUGCACAACGAGGGGAUGUUCAACUACGCCACGAGGCUCGGCCGGCGCAGCAAGAGCCCGCAGACCAUGGCGGGCCAUGGCUCGAGGCCCGGGAGCCGGCUGAAGCAGCCCAUCGAGCAGAUCCCCCUGGAGACGGGCCCGCCGGUGGGGCUGUCCAUCGAGGAGGUGGAGCGCCUGAACACGCCGCGCCCGCGCAACCCCAGCAUCUGCAGCGCCGACCACGGCCGCUCCUCGUCGGAGGACGAGUGCCGGCGGCCACUGUCGCGCGUGCGCAACCCGGCCGACGGCAUCCCGGCGCCGGAGUCGUCGUCCGAGAGCGACUCGCACGACUCCUUCACCUGCUCCGAGAUGGAGUACGACCGCGAGAAGCCCGUGGCGUACGGCUCGCGCGUGCCCAAGCUCUCGCAGGUCAACGAGUCGGACGCCGACGACGAGGAGUACAGCGGCCGGCUCAAGCAGCGGCGCUACUCCAGCCGCAGGGCCGAGGGCGGCCCGGCCGCCGGCGCCCAGGUGCCCCUCACCGAGCACCACCACCACACGCUGCCCCACAAACUGGGCUCGCAGGCGGGCAGCUUCAACUGGGAUAACCUGCUGAACUGGGGCCCCGGCUUCGGCCACUAUGUGGACGUAUUUAAAGACCUCGCCCUGCUCCCCGAGAACGCGGCGGUUAAAGACAUUGAGAUGAACAGUGGGGACGGGUCAGUGACCAUCCUGAAUGAAGGGGAGGCUGAGCAAUACGUAUGAGACUAUUUAUUCGCUCACACUCGCACAUCGUGUUCAUUCAACUCGCAAAAAUCAAGACUGUGCCGAUUUUGUGAGCAGGAGGAUGUUAGCAAUAAGUACGUGGACUCUCGUUUCUUUGUUUUUGAAAUAGGACGACCUUAAAUGCAGUAAGGCAGAAAAUUCAAUAGACAGCCAGCUCUUUGUUUGCCAGUCAACUUCACACGAUCAUUGAUCUGUCAGAUGAUGUCAACAUCCAUGUGUUCAAACAUGACAUCGUUUGCUCUAAAAAUGAGGCCAAGUCCUAACGAUUGUCUGGACCUGUAAGGGGAUCCAUAUGCACAAAAUCAAAUUUAACUGUCACUUAUUACCAAUAUUACAGUUUGGUUUCAAAAUGUUCCUGUCACGCUCUUAACUUUUUGAGAUAAGAUAGUGAGAGAAGCAAGACGUUGAAUUCGUUGAAUUCCAAGGCCAUAGCAUUACAGAAACCAAGCCUGUGUCCUCCCCAUCUGUUAUUCUUCAUAAGGAGAAGCAUGUGUUUGAUCCACGUGUACCUGUACGUAUCAAAUACACCCCUCAGUGCAAAAAUGAACACAGUGGUUAGCCAACACGCUAAUCAAAUCCUGCCAAUGUUAUGUGAAAAGGAUUAGUAACUACCCCUACAUUGUUGCUUUUGUGAGGGUUUUUUCUUAUCUGAAUGACAGGCUAAGCAUUCUUAGAGCUGAGAAUAAUUAAGAGUCUGCCUUAUAGACAUUUGAGGAGCUAUUGGAGAGUGGUGAAGUGCUCUCUUUGUUAUUGUGGUGUUGUUGUUGCUACGGGGGACUGGGGGUUGAGUUGCAUCGGCGACGGAAUCCAGCAGGCUGAAAGUGUUCACGGACUGGCCAAAGGGAAGAUUGGAGAAUGGCUUAUGGACGCCAUCCCAACAUCAAACCCACCCCACAAAAAAAAAAACUAUGAAGUUGUGUACAUUUUUAUUAUUUUUAUUUGAAGAAAAUUGUGGAAAACAUUGUUCUCGGUGUUGUUGUAUGUUUUGUUUUGUUUGUUUUUGUUUUGGUCCAGUAUUUUUAAAGGUGUACUGUUUCUAUGUUUUUUUACUGUUUAUUAACUUAAAGUACUUAAGCAGUGUUUUUAUGGAUAUUUUCAUAUGCUGGAAAUUAUGUUCUUACUUUCAGGGAAAGUAAGACUGAAGUACUUAUUUUUUACAUUUGUUACUUAUGUAACAUCAGUAUUUUCCAUUUUUGAUAAAACUAUAACAUACUGUAUGCUUUAUACAUGUAAAA